AUGAAGGCCAAGCUUUGCAACGUCAUAGAGGCAAUCACUGCAGAUGGUGCGGCAGAUGAGCAGUUGGCUUUGGCAACCAUGGCUGGUAAUACGGAUGGCCAAGAUGCAAUUUUCCCCAACAUUCGCCUACAGUGCCGGGACUUGUGCCAUGCGGUCAGAAGGGUGGGCCAGCGGCCAUCUUUCGCCGAUCCUUUCCUUAAGGAAACGUUGGCUUUGUUCUUGGAUGGCCCAGCGAAGAUGAUUCAGCAUUCAGUUCUUUUCAAGGACUGA
This is a messenger RNA of Cladocopium goreaui, 270 nucleotides long. NCBI's taxonomy places the organism in Eukaryota, Dinophyceae, Suessiales, Symbiodiniaceae. The record is from the annotation of a GenBank genome assembly.